Schistosoma margrebowiei is the source of this 3785-nucleotide messenger RNA. The record is from the annotation of a GenBank genome assembly. Lineage: Eukaryota; Metazoa; Platyhelminthes; Trematoda; Strigeidida; Schistosomatidae.
GGGGACAAGAGACCCUCGCAAUUACUCGGACAUAUGAAACAUUUAGCAGGGUCAUAUAAGGUAGACGAUGCAUUGCUUAAACAGAUGUGGUUUCAACGUUUACCACAGAACGUCACCCAAAUUCUCAGCGUAUCAGGAACUACCGUCAAUCUCGACAAUCUAGCUGAUAUGGCUGAGAAAAUGAUGGAGAUUUAUCCCGACAGCCAGCGUUUGAAUGUACUACAAACCUCUAGUAGAGACACGAUUAGCCCAUCUAACAGCAUCCAACAACAAAUAACACAGUUAACAUAGCAGCUAGCAUCACUGCAGUCGACUAUUUCCACCAUCCAUUCUCGACCUGCCAGAUCUACAUCCAGAAGAAGAUCAGUAUCCAGACAUCGUGUCACCUAAACGAGCAGCCGGAAUUUGUUGGUAUCCUUCGAAUUAUGGUGAGAAAGCACGACGUUGCACCAAACCGUGCAACUUUAAGACAAGCAACCCAAACUUUCAGGGAAACGAAGUGGCCAGACAGUAAUGGCGGCAGCUGUUACUGGCCGACAUGUUAGCCGUCUCUUCCACGUCAGGGAUCGCACUUCUGGCUCGGACUUUCUAGUCGAUACUGGAGCAGAAGUCAGCAUCAUCCCACUCCGUCUCUCCCGCAGACAACAAACAACAUGCACUAAACUGUCCCUAAUAGAGGCUAACGAAUCAAUUAUCAAAACUUACGGAGAGCAAUCACUGAUAUUAGACCUCGGACUCCGCAGACGAUUCACAUGAGUUUUCUUGGUUGCUCAUGUCAAACGACCCAUCCUCGGAGCUGAUUUUCUUAGUGCGCACAACCUGUUAGUAGAUAUGACCAACAAGAGACUAAUCGAUGUAAACACACGUUUACAGGUAAAUGGUACACUCUCCAACGACAACGAAAUCCAUGGUGUUCGAAUAAUGAAACCUGUGAACAACAUUUUCGACGAUAUUCUAACAGAAUACCAGUGCAUUACAAAAUCAGAUUACAAAAAGGAAGGUAACCCACAGCUGGUGCAACACCAUAUCACUACCACCGGACCACCCAUUCGCGCCAGAGCGAGGAGAUUACCACCGACAAAGUUGCAGACAGCUAAGAGAGAAUUUGAACACAUGAUGCAACUUGGUAUCAUCAGACCAUCUAAUAGUCCUUGGGCCUCGCCGUUACACAUGGUACCAGAGAAAGACCAGGAUUGGUGUCCGUGUGGCGACUACCGCCGUCUGAAUAAUCAAACCAUCCCUGAUAGGUAUCCUAUCCCACAUAUACAUGACUUCUCGUUAAACUUACAUGGUAAAUGUAUUUUCUCGAAACUCGACCUCGUGCGUGCAUACCAUCAAAUUCCGAUGGCACCAGAAGACAUCGAGGAAACAGCCAUCAUCACACCCUUUGGUCUGUUUGAGUUUCUAAGAAUGCCAUUCGGAUUGAAAAAUGCGGCCCAGACAUUCCAACGAUUCAUGGAUGAUGUCACAAGAGGUUUAGACUUCGUUUUCGCCUACAUAGAUGACGUUUUGAUCGCAAGCUCAUCAAUAGAAGAGCAUGUUCAGCAUGUUCAGAUCCUCUUUGAACGUUUUAAGCAACAUGGUGUUGUUAUCAAUCCUUCUAAAUGUAUAUUCGCCGUCCCAGCCUUAGAGUUUUUAGGACAUUACAUUGACUCUCAAGGCAUCAAACCACUCCUAGAAAAGGUUCAAGCUAUUACCAAUUACCCUGCACCAACCUCCAUAAAGUCAUUACGCCGUUUUCUCGGGACGUGCAAUUUCUACCGCCGAUUUCUACCAUGUUGUGCGGAUGUGCUACAGCCGUUAACUGAUUAACUGAAAAGUGACAAAAAAGGUACGCGGAAGGAAAAGAAUCAAGCAUUCAAGCUACCGCCUGACGCCAAAAUGGCAUUCGAAAAAGCAAAGUCCUUGAUAGCCAACGCCACCAUGUUACAACACCUCAAUACUGACCCCACAACUCAUUUGAUCCUAUGUACGGAUGCUUCACAAAAAGCCGUCGGGGCAGUAUUACAACAGCGGGUAAACAACACGAUUACCCCCAUCGCCUUUUUCUCCAAGAGAUUAUCACCAACACAAGAACGUUAUAGCACUUUUGGACGCGAACUCUUGGCUAUGUAUUUAGCGGUAAAACAUUUCAGUUUUCUGUUACAGGGUCGCGAUUUCAUCAUUAUGACGGAUCAUAAACCCCUUUGCCAUUCUUUUGGCACAUCGUAUGACAAACACUCGCCACGAGAAGCAAGACAAUUGGAUUACAUUUCCCAAUUUACUACAGACAUCCGGUUUAUCAAAGGUCACUCAAACAUUGUCGCUGAUGCACUAUCUAGGAGGGAUAUCAAUAUGAUGGUACGCAAUCAUGACAUCAGCCUUGAAACUUUGGCUAAACUUCAAGUAGACGAUGCAGAGUUGAAAGUCUGCAAAGAAAAGUCUAGCUUAAAUCUCAAACCUGUACCAAUUCCUCUCUCAGAUGCAUUCAUCAUGUGUGACACCUCAACAGGCAACAAUCGUCCGUUUGUCCCACAUGCCUGCAGACGAAAAAUAUUCCAGCACUUACACGGUCUUUCACAUCCAGGCAUCAGAGCAACAACAAGGCUCAUCACUGAACGUUUUGUGUGGCCGAAAAUCAACUCGGACGUUAAGCGUUGGACACGUAGCUGCCUCCAGUGUCAACGCAGCAAAAUACAAAAACAUACUAUCAGCCCGAUCGGCGAAUUUCCUAUUCCCGACAAACGUUUUCAACAUAUUCAUUUGAAUUUAGUCGGGCCACUGCCUUCGUCCAAUUCCUUCACCCACAUUCUCACCACAGUAGACAGAUUUCUAAGAUGGGCCAUAGCCUGCCCUAUAAAAGACACUUCGGCAGAAACAGUCGCUUCAGUCUUCCUCGAUCGCUGGAUAUCUAACUAUGGAGUGCCGGCAACAAUCACAACAGAUCGUGGUCCCCAAUUUCAAUCUGUCCUUUUUCAGGAGUUCACUAAACUUCUAGGCGUCAACCACAUUAAAACCACAGCUUACCACCCAGCAGCUAAUGGUUUGGUUGAAAGAUUUCACCGCCAAUUAAAAAGCUCGCUGAUGGCACAAGAUGAUACAACCAAAUGGAGUGACGCAUUACCACUCGUACUCCUGGGAAUACGUUCAACUAUAAAGGAAGAUAUAGGUUGUACAGCCGCCGAGCUAGUUUAUGGUACAACCCUUACAUUACCAGGUCAACUAGUAGACCCAAACACUUUAACACCAACAGAUCUAAGUCAUUUUGCUAGCCAACUGCUGCAAACCAUGAAACGAAUCAAAGCUAUACCGCCUCGUGAACAUAACAAUCGAAUACAACUCGACAAAAACCUAGAAACAUGCAAGUUUGUCUUCGUCCGAGUUGAUGCAGUUAAAAAGCCAUUGAAACAACCUUAUGAGGGACCAUAUCAAGUAAUUAAAAGAACGAACAAAAACUUCAUAAUCAACAAGUGUGGAAAGAAAGAGACUAUCGCUAUCGAUAGAAUAAAGCCUGCUUUCUACGACACAGCACGACAAAGAACAUACUAAUUCACUGAAUCAAUCCCGUCCAACAACCAUCACUACAGCAGACAUGGAAGAAAAAUCGAGUAACAAACCUACUUGUUUAACGCGUUCAGGCAGAGCUGUAAAAAAACCCAAACGCUAUGUACAUUUCGCCGAAUAAAAAAAGAAAUAGAAACAAACAAUUAUCGAUGUACUAUACUAUUAAAUUCAUCCGAUUUUUUCCAACAAAAUUUCUAAUUAAUUUUUUUUUUCACAGUGUACAUAACUUAUCACAUAUUUCC